Coregonus sp. 'balchen' is the source of this 19362-nucleotide messenger RNA. The record is from the annotation of a GenBank genome assembly. NCBI's taxonomy places the organism in Eukaryota, Metazoa, Chordata, Actinopteri, Salmoniformes, Salmonidae.
AUGCUUAUCAACCUGACUGUGUCCUUCAAGGAGUCCCGUGCCUUUCAUGGAACGCCACCCGCCAGCCCUCGCGGUGUUGCGCCCCUCAUCUUGGAAGUGACAGCCAUGGACACCCUCCCUGUCCUUCCUGCCCCUGCUCCCCUACCCCUCACCCCUGCUCCUACUCCUCUGCCACCUCCCCCACCUCCUCCACCUCCCUUCACCUCCUCUCCUCUGACCCGUAUGGACUCGGCCCGUCGCAGCCGGCUGAGGAAGCUGAACUGGGAGCAGAUCCCUAAGGAGAAGGUGGAGGGGAGGAAAAGUGUCUGGAGUGGAGCGGCUACGGAGGAGGAAGAGUUCCCUAUAGACCUCCACUCUCUGGAUGAGCUGUUUAGACAGAAGGACUGUAAACCUCAGGACAGAGCCGGGAGUUUGAGACGGAGGUCUGUGCUGAUGCGAUGCAGUUCACCCCAGGACAACACCACGGAUAAGGUGAGAUAGCUGGGAGAGGAUGAUGGGGCUGGAGAUGGGUGGGAGAGAGGAUGAGAGGACUGGAGAUGGGUGAGAGAGAGGAUGAGAGUACUGGAGAUGGGUGAGAGAGAGGAUGAGAGGACUGGAGAUGGGUGAGAGAGAGGAUGAGAGGACUGGAGAUGGGUGGGAGAGAGGAUGAGAGGACUGGAGAUGGGUGAGGAGGAGGGAGGUGGGUAUGGAGAGGACUGGAAUGGAGGGAUGAGAGAGGACUGGAGAUGGGUGGGAGAGGGGAUGAGAGGACUGGAGAUGGGUGAGAGAGAGGAGAUGAGAGGACUGGAGAUGGGUGGGAGAGAGAGACAGCACCACAGACAAGGUAUGGGAUAGGAGCGCAGUAUGAGUUAGUGCCAGUCUGUGUGUGCAUACUACAGUGGAAUGUUGUUGCUGUGCCAAGACAACAGCAUGCUGGCUAGUGGCAGACACUGACUAGGUGUAGUUUAAACUGACACUGACCGGCACCGAGGCUAGGUGUGGUUUAAACUGACACUGACCGGCACCGAGGCUAGGUGUGGUUUAAACUGACACUGACUGGCACCAAAGCUAGGUGUAGUUUAAACUGCCAGGUAGCAUAUAUUGAUAGAAUGUGUUGUCUGUAAAGUUGAAUGAGAUACUGUAGAAAGAUACUGCAUAUACCACACAGGAGGCUGGUGGCACCUUAAUGGGGGAGGACGGGCUCGUGGUAAUGGCUGGAGCGGAAUCAGUGGAAUGGUAUCAAAUACAUUACAUUGGCUCCGUUCCAGACAUUAUUAUGAGCCGUCCUCCCCUCAGUAGCCUCCAGUGAGAUACCGGUAGACUACUGACUAUUAUUCCACCUUGAUGAUAGUAUCUGACAUGUUCUCUGUGUGUGUGUGUUUGCAGGUCUCACUACUGGACUCCAAACGCAGUAUGAAUGUUGGAAUAUUUCUACGGCAGUUUAAGACGUAAGGAUCUACUUCCCUUUCCUCAUCACACUCUUUCAUUUUCUUUUUUCGAAGAAGUAUUUAUCUGUAAGGUCCUAGAGAGCACAUGCUGCUCUGGUAUCAGAGGUCAAGCGCCAUGAAUCAGAAAAGCUAUUAGAGUCUGUAGGGGGAAACACAAGGGGCUAGGAUUGCACCCAGGGGAACAACCCUUCACACUGGAGAUGGACUGGAGAGGAUGGGCUUCUAUCGAGGAGUGGGAAGUGUGGGGGGGGAUCUUCUAAGUAUGAGGGGAGAGGGGGUGUCAAGAAGGUGACAGGUGCAGAUGAGAUGGCAUCCUGCCUUAGCAGCUGGACUGUGGGGGGGGCACAGGGUGAGGGUGGUAGGGGGGUAAGAUGGUGAGCCAAGGGGUCAAAGUUGACACCUGCUCAGACCGUUAAGGAGUGCUGCCCUCCAGUAAAGACAGUCGGACAUAGGCUGCAUCCCAAAUAGCACCCUGUUCCCUUUAUAGUGCACUACAUUUGACGAUGGCCCUGUAGCGAAUAGGGUGCCAUUCAUAGUCCUCCUCCUUUACUCUGUAGAGUCUUUGAGUCUGUAAACACAAGGUGAAAAGUAUUUACAUUACUUGUAAAACCAAAGGUUGUGCUUUUCUAUAGCUUGAUGUUUUCACUUUUCACUUUUAUUUUAUGUAGAGUUUAGAUCGUAGGUUUAAAAUCGGUGUACUGUUUGGAAUGUCUCUUGGUUGAUGCUGCAGAUAUGGUUGGUCUCUGUGGGUCAGAUAUGGUUGGUCUCUGUGGGUCAGAUAUGGUUUGUCUCUGUGGGUCAGAUAUGGUUGGUCUCUGUGUGUUGGUGUCUGUGGGUCAGAUAUGGUUGGUCUCUGUGGGUCAGAUAUGGUUUGUCUCUGUGUGUUGGUCUCUGUGGGUCAGAUAUGGUUGGUCUCUGUGGGUCAGAUAUGGUUGGUCUCUGUGGGUCAGAUAUGGUUGGUGUCUGUGGGUUGGUCUCUGUGGGUCAGAUAUAGUUGGUCUCUGUGUGUUGGUCUCUGUGGGUAUUAGUAUUGCACGGUACACCAAAACGUAGGUACUUUUUCGAUACUAGAACAUGAAAAACGCUUCAGUACUAGAAUUUGUUACUCUCUGUACUUCUGUCAAAUGUGUCGCACGUCGUCUACUGAUUGAGAGAGGAUCUAGUCUGUCUAUCAGCGCAGCCGAUGACACUUAUAGCCUCCACUCACUCAUUAGAGCACCGUGCCUGCUCCACACCCUCCACUCACUCAUUACUAGCUCUAGCCUGCCAUGAGGAACCACUGAACUCACUGGGAGUCUGGGCUGCAUCAUGUUAGCUCCCCACUCAUGCUGCACAGAAGUUAACAUGUAGAAAGAAAUGUUUAAACUGCUAAUUACUGUUCCCAAAACAAUGUCCAGUACAGGCUAGAAUACUACAGAAGAUACCGGUAGCUUCCAGCUUUGUAGGCUAACUUUCCUUGCUAGCUUACAGACGAAGACAACAUCAAUUCACUACCCUAGUACCUUGUUUGUGAUAAUAAGCAAACCGUAACGCAGAAUAUUGCUGAUUGUUACCAAAAACGUUAUUAAUUCACUUUGUUUCCCUCACCUCACGUCUCUCCCAGUCAAGAUAAUCUUUCCUCGAGCCUGGAACGGACUUUGUGUGUGAAUGACGUCAAGGUCGUGAAGAGACAGCGUACACGUUUGUAAAAGAAGAGAUUGUUGUUGAUCAGUCCAAUAAAAUAAGUCCCAAAUGGAAGGUAAACAGUGUUUCAUCUGUAGCCUCAUGAAAUCAGCCAAAACAAGAUCAAUAACACAAUGCUUGCACACACCCCUAUUGAAUAUGUAUUCAUCUGUAUUGUGAAAAGACCUUGGCUACAUCUCGGUUUACCCAGUUUUAUCAAUAGAGAUUUACCAUUCAAAUAAAUGAUUACCGUUUAUGUGGUUAGAUUGGUAAUAAACUGUCACAUUGAUUUGUAUAAUUGAUUCAUUAAUGCAUACAUUCAAACAUUUCAAAAGUAAUGAUAUUGAACUCUACAGAUCUGUCCGGAUCAAGUGUCAUUCUGCGUCUUUGGCUAAUACCACUUAUUUCUUUACCGUGGUAUAGUGAUGGUAUCGCGUAUCGAAGUCAAAAUUCUGGUUUUGUGACAACACUAGUGGGUAUGAUGGUAGCUACCAGACGAUGCCCUCUUGCAGAGCAGGUAUGUUGUCAUGCCCGCGCGUUUACUGAACACAGAGUUCACGGAGAUUCAAUUGUUUGCGUCCUACUUGAAGAGAGCUUCUCUCUAAACAAAAUAUCUGUCAGAACAUGUAGUUGAAAGCCUUUAUAUGAAGAGAGGUGAGCCUAUGGACAAAAACAUGUCUUCUUACAUGGAGCUUGUUUGUCUUGUGUGAGUCACAAGGUACUUUUAGAUUAGCGACAUGGGUGGAAGUCGUUUGAACAGAUUGGUCCCUUCGUGAGACACUACGGUAUUAGAACAUGUACUACCUCCCUCUACCUUUUCAUUAUGCUCAAUUUCAGCUGUGGCGACUGUUAUUGUAACCAGCAUUCAGUUCUGCGUAGAAAUAACAGGCCGGAGGUUAUGAAGGUAGAGGCUAAAAACCUUUCAUUCAACUCUUUUGAAUCAGGAUAAUCCCAGUUGAGCCACGUGUAUUUUCAAUCCUUAACAAAGGUUAAUGUUAUCUGUGAUUCAGACAGGCAGAGCCACGGUAUUAGUGAACACAGGGCAGACAGGCAGAGCCACGGUAUUAGAGUGAACACAGGGCAGACAGGCAGAGACAUGGUAUUAGAGUGAACACAGGGCAGACAGGCAGAGAGGAGGUAUUAGAGUGAACACAGGGCAGACAGGCAGAGAGGAGGUAUUAGAGUGAACACAGGGCAGACAGGCAGAGCCACGGUAUUAGAGUGAACACAGGGCAGACAGGCAGAGAGGAGGUAUUAGAGUGAACACAGGGCAGACAGGCAGAGCCACGGUAUUAGAGUGAACACAGGGCAGACAGGCAGAGCCACGGUAUUAGAGUGAACACAGGGCAGACAGGCAGAGCCACGGUAUUGAGUGAACACAGGGCAGACAGGCAGAGCCAUGGUAUUAGAGUGAACACAGGGCAGACAGGCAGAGAGGAGGUAUUAGAGUGAACACAGGGCAGACAGGCAGAGAGGAGGUAUUAGAGUGAACACAGGGCAGACGGGCAGAGAGGAGGUAUUAGAGUGAACACAGGGCAGACAGGCAGAGAGGAGGUAUUAGAGUGAACACAGGGCAGACGGGCAGAGAGGAGGUAUUAGAGUGAACACAGGGCAGACAGGCAGAGAGGAGGUAUUGGAGUGAACACAGGGCAGACAGGCAGAGCCACGGUAGUAGAGUGAACACAGGGCAGACAGGCAGAGCCAUGGUAUUAGAGUGAACACAGGGCAGACAGGCAGAGCCACGGUAUUAGAGUGAACACAGGGCAGACAGGCAGAGAGGAGGUAUUAGAGUGAACACAGGGCAGACAGGCAGAGCCACGGUAUUAGAGUGAACACAGGGCAGACAGGCAGAGCCACGGUAUUAGAGUGAACACAGGGCAGACAGGCAGAGCCAUGGUAUUAGAGUGAACACAGGGCAGACAGGCAGAGCCACGGUAGUAGAGUGAACACAGGGCAGACGGCAGGCCACGGUAUUAGAGUGAACACAGGGCAGACAGCAGAGAGGAGGUAUUAGAGUGAACACAGGGCAGACAGGCAGAGCCACGUAUUAGAGUGAACACAGGCAGACAGGCAGAGCCACGGUUAGAGUGAACACAGGGAAGACAGGCAGAGAGGAGGUAUUAGAGUGAACACAGGGCAGACAGGCAGAGAGGAGGUAUUAGAGUGAACACAGGGCAGACAGGCAGAGAGGAGGUAUUAGAGUGAACACAGGGCAGACAGGCAGAGCCACGGUAUUAGAGUGAACACAGGGCAGACAGGCAGAGAGGAGGUAUUAGAGUGAACACAGGGCAGACAGGCAGAGAGGAGGUAUUAGAGUGAACACAGGGCAGACAGGCAGAGCCACUGGUAUUGGAGUGAACACAGGGCAGACAGGCAGAGAGGAGGUAUUAGAGUGAACACAGGGCAGACAGGCAGAGCCACGGUAUUAGAGUGAACACAGGGCAGACAGGCAGAGCCACGGUAUUAGAGUGAACACAGGGCAGACAGGCAGAGCCAUGGUAUUAGAGUGAACACAGGGCAGACAGGCAGAGCCACGGUAGUAGAGUGAACACAGGGCAGACAGGCAGAGCCACGGUAUUAGAGUGAACACAGGGCAGACAGGCAGAGCCACGGUAUUAGAGUGAACACAGGGCAGACAGGCAGAGCCACGGUAUUAGAGUGCAACACAGGGCAGACAGGCAGAGAGGAGGUAUUAGAGUGAACCAGGGCAGACAGGCAGAGAGGAGUAUUAGAGUGAACACAGGGCAGACAGGCAGAGCCACGGUAUUAGAGUGAACACAGGGCAGACAGGCAGAGAGGAGGUAUUAGAGUGAACACAGGGCAGACAGCAGAGAGGAGGUAUUAGAGUGAACACAGGGCAGACAGCAGAGAGGAGGUAUUAGAGGAACACAGGGCAGACAGGCAGAGCCACGGUAUUGGAGUGAACACAGGGCAGACAGGCAGAGCCACGGUAUUAGAGUGAACACAGGGCAGACAGGCAGAGCCACGGUAUUAGAGUGAACACUGGGGCAGACAGGCAGAGAGGAGUAUUAGAGUGAACACAGGGCAGAACAGGCAGAGCCACGGUAUGGAGUGAACACAGGGCAGACAGGCAGAGAGGAGGUAUUAGAGUGAACACAGGGCAGACAGGCAGAGCCACGGUAUUAGAGUGAACACAGGGCAGACAGGCAGAGCCACGUAUUAGAGUGAAACACAGGCAGACAGGCAGAGCCAUGGUAUUAGAGUGAACACAGGGCAGACGGCAGAGCCACGGUAGUAGAGUGAACACAGGGCCAGACAGGCAGAGCCACGGGUAUUAGAGUGCACCACAGGGGCAGAACAGGCAGAGCCACGGUAUUAGAGUGAACACAGGGCAGACAGGCAGAGCCACGGUAUUGAGUGAACACAGGGCAGACCAAGGGUUAGUGAACAGGGCAGAAUGAGGAGUAUAGAGUGAACACAGGGCAGACAGGCAGAGAGGAGGUAUUAGAGUGAACACAGGGCAGACAGGCAGAGAGGAGGUAUUAGAGUGAACACAGGGCAGACAGGCAGAGAGGAGGUAUUAGAGUGAACACAGGGCAGACAGGCAGAGAGGAGGUAUUAGAGUGAACACAGGGCAGACAGGCAGAGAGGAGGUAUUAGAGUGAACACAGGGCAGACAGGCAGAGCCACGGUAUUGGAGUGAACACAGGGCAGACAGGCAGAGAGGAGGUAUUAGAGUGAACACAGGGCAGACAGGCAGAGCCACGGUAUUAGAGUGAACACAGGGCAGACAGGCAGAGAGGAGGUAUUAGAGUGAACACAGGGCAGACAGGCAGAGAGGAGGACUGUAAGAGAAAGACAGAAAAGGGGGGGGGGUAUAAGGGAGAGAGAGGAAGAGCCAGGGAAAGAGAGGGGGGGAAAGGAAGAAGUGAAGGAAUGGGGUGAAGCUGUCUGAUGUAGGUGGUGAUGAAAGGAGAGACUCCUGGAGGAGUUGAGCUACAUACUAGACUUGUGUCAUUUGGAGGAAGUCGGGGUCAGGGAGAGGUCAUACAGUCAGGGACUGGCCAGCUUCUGCUCUCGCUCUCUCUCUGUCUGGCGAUAACUCAACCUCUAAGGACCGCUGUGUGUGGGUGUCUACUUAUGUGUUUGCCCAAGUGUCUGUGUUGAGCGCCUGUGUGUGUUUCUAUAUCUGUGUGUGUGUUUGCUCAGGGCACAUGUCAUUCAGCGUGUCGCCAAUGUGGCGUCAAAGGCCUUUUUUCCCAACAAUCAGUCAGAUAAGAGGGGAUAAGCUUGACUGCGUGUGCGUGUGUGUGUGUGCGUGCACCAAGCAGAGCAAUCAGAGAAUAUCAAACCCCCUCCACCAUUCCAGACCCCUGGAUGAAACCCCCUCCACCAUUCCAGACCCCUGCAUGAUACCCCCUCCAGCAUUCCAGACCCCUGUAUGAAACCCCCUCCACCAUUCCAGACCCCUGCAUGAAACCCCCUAUUUUCUUCAUUUCCUAAAUGAUGAGUGUUAAUUUGAAUCACCUCAGUAUAACAGUGACUUACAUCCUCCGGGGUUGGCUUAAACCCCAUUUCUCUAAACCCCACAGACAGUGCAGCUGCGUGUGUGUUUGUGUGUAAGGUGAUGUCACCAUAGAGCUGAUGUGUGUUGUCAUGUUUCCACAGGGCUGCCCAGGAGAUAGUUGAGGAUAUCCGGCAGGGGGUCGGGACCCGCUAUGGGGCAGAGAAACUGGCCGAGCUCUGCAAACUGCUGCCUGACACCGACGAGGUAAAGACUCUGCUCCGUGUCCUCUCUGACACACCGUAGAUCCUACUGCAACAGCACUGACUAGCCUGUAGCCCCCACCCCUCUCUUCAUCUGGUUCUGAUGAUCCUAAUCAACAGUUUGCCAUUACACCAUCGUCUCAGAAUUGUGAAGGGCUUACUGACAAUACAUGUGGUAAAAUAUGUUCCCAAUGACUGCACGUGUUGUUGUAUAUGGACAUGGUUAUAAGAAUAUAAAGUAAUAAUAAUGACUCAUCCUGGGUGAUGGUGGUUCUACCGCUGGACUCAUCCUGGGUGAUGGUGGUUAUCUACCGCUGGAACUCAUCCUGUUGAUGGUGGUUCUUAACGCUGGACUCAUCCUGGGUGGAUGGUGGUUCUACCGCUGGACUCAUCCUGGGGAUGGUGGGUUCUACCACUGGAAAUCCAUCCUGGGUGAUGGUGGUGCUAACCGCUGGACUCAUUCCUGGGUUGAUGGUGGUUCUAACCGCUGGAACUCCCUCCUGGGUGAUUGUGGUUCUACCGCUGGACUCAUCCUGGGUGAGGGUGGUUCUACCAACUGGAACUCAUCCUGGGUGGAUGGUGGUUCUACCACUGGACUUAUCCCUGGGUGAUGGUGGUUCUACCGGCUGUACUCACCCUUGGGUGAUGGUGGUUCCUACCGCUGGACUCACUCCUGGGUGAUGGUGGUUCCUACCGCUUGGACUCAUCCUGGUUGAUGGUGGUUCUACCGCUGGACUCAUCCUGGGUGAUGGUGGUUCUACCACUGGACUCAUCCUGGGUGAUGGUGGUUCUACCACUGGACUUAUCCUGGGUGAUGGUGGUUCUACACUGGACUAUCUGGGGAUGGUGGUUCUACCGCUGGACUCAUCCUGGGUGAUGGUGGUUCUACCACUGGACUCAUCCUGGGUGAUGUGGUUCUACCACUGGACUCAUCCUGGGUGAUGGUGGUUCUACCACUGGACUCAUCCUGGGUGAUGGUGGUUCUACCGCUGGACUCAUCCUGGGUGAUGGUGGUUCUACCGCUGGACUCAUCCUGGGUGAUGGUGGUUCUACCGCUGGACUCAUCCUGGGUGAUGGUGGUUCUACCACUGGACUCAUCCUGGGUGAUGGUGGUUCUACCACUGGACUCAUCCUGGGUGAUGGUGGUUCUACCGCUGGACUCAUCCUGGGUGAUGGUGGUUCUACCACUGGACUCAUCCUGGGUGAUGGUGGUUCUACCACUGGACUCAUCCUGGGUGAUGGUGGUUCUACCGCUGGACUCAUCCUGGGUGAUGGUGGUUUUACCACUGGACUCAAGCAAAGUUUUAAAUUCUACAAAUUAUUUCUGGAGAUGCUAGUAAAUGAAACCUAGGUGGAAUUCCCAGUAAAAUGAAUGAGGCUUGUAGAAUGUAGCAGGAAAGCUGACUGAUAAUAUCUCUAAGUUGUCUGUCUGGGUAUUUUCACAGGAGGCUCGUCUGAAGAGGUUCAAGGGAGAGCGCAGUAGGCUUGGGGAGCCUGACCUCUUCAUGAUUCUGCUAGUGGAAGUCCCCAGGUAUACCACACAACCUAGCACUUCACUGUUUUAAACUAUUACAAACCCUAACCUUGAAGUUCAAACUGUGUUGCAAAAUAUGCCAAUUUAUCUGCUGUUCUCAUUUUGCAGUGACUCCCACUCUCCACACACUAAUGGCUGACUCACUAACUUUCCACUCUGUGCUGAUGUGUGUCUCUCUGAUGAUCGAUAUGGCUCUAACCACUUCCAUCCUCUCCUCUCCUCCCCCCCCCUCUCCCUCCUCUACCCCCCCUCCCCUCCCCCUCCUCUCCUCUCCCCCUCCUUUCCUCCCCCUCUCCUCUCCCCCCUCCUCUCCUCCCCCUCUCCUCUCCUCUCUCAUCUCCCUCCUCCCCCUCUCCUCUCCUCUCUCAUCUCCCUCCUCCCCCUCUCCUCUCCUCUCUCAUCUCCCUCCUCCCCCUCUCCUCUCCUCUCAUCUCCCUCCUCCCUCUCUCAUCUCCCUCCUCCCCCUCCUCUCUCCUCUCCUCCCCCUCCUCCCCUUUUCUCCCCUGUUAGCUUUCGUCUGCGUCUGGACGCCAUGAUCCUGCAGGAGGAGUUUGACCCCGCUGUGACCUCUCUCUGUCUGGCGGCCAGAUGUCUGAGGGAGGCGGCCAGAGGUAAACCAUCAGCAGGGGCUUUUAGUUAAGGGAUACGUCCCAAAUGGCACCCUAUUCCCUAUAUAGUGUACUACUUUUGACCAGGUUCCAUAGGGCUCCGGUUCAAAGGUUGUGUACUAUGUAGGGAAUAGGGUGCCAUUUGGGAUUAACCCUAGGCCUACUCUACUCCCUAUCACCGUUCACUUCCCCUUGUAGUGCUCUUGUCUUGUUUGAGUUUAGUAUGAAAUGGUGGAAGUUAUUAUUUAGUUGUUUUUAGUUUUACUCUACACUACUACUCAUCACCAUCCGUUUAACCCCCUUUGUGGCCCAUCCACUUCCUCUUUUCGAUAAUACCAAUGCAUCCCAAAUGGCACCCUAUUCCCUACAUAGGGCACUACUUUUGUCCAGAUCCCCAUGGGCCCUGUUAAAAAGUAGUGCACUAUAAAGAGAAUACGGUGCCAUUUCGGACGCAAACAUGGCCUACUGCUCUUCAUCAGCGCCCCCACCCCUUUAAUCACCAGCAGGGGGUUUUAGUUUCCCCUUUAAUCCCCAGCAGGGGGUUUUAGUUUCCCCUUUAAUCACCAGCAGGGGGUUUUAGUUUCCCCUUUAAUCACCAGCAGGGGUUUUUAGUUUCCCCUUUAAUCACCAGCAGGGGUUUUUAGUUUCCCCUUUAAUCACCAGCAGGGGUUUUUAGUUUCCCCUUUAAUCACCAGCAGGGUUUUUAGUUUCCCCUUUAAUCACCAGCAGGGUUUUUAGUUUCCCCUUUAAUCACCAGCAGGGUUUUUUAGUUUCCCCUUUAAUCACCAGCAGGGGUUUUUAGUUUCCCCUUUAAUCACCAGCAGGGUUUUUAGUUUCUCUUCUAAGUGUUCAGUCUUGUUUGAGUUUAGUCUGGGAUGGUGACCUGAAGUUGGUUCAGAAUUAGUGACGUGAUGUACUGUAGGCUACAGAUGGGCCACGUGGGUUUUUGUCUAAAGAAGAUAUGAGAUCGUUUUAUUCACCAGUUUUAUAUCCGUCUGUCCGUCCGUUUGUCUGUCCCGCUGUCCCUCUGUCUCUGUCUCAGAGCUGUUGAGCUGUCCUGAGCUGCACUCCAUCCUCCGUCUGGUUCUGAAGGCAGGAAACUACAUGAACGCUGUGAGUCAUGUCUUCUUUCUCUUCCUCCUUCCUUUCUAUCUUUCAGAUGAAAUAGAGAGACGUCCUUUAUUUGUGUGCACAAUGCUGCUGGUGUAGGACUGGGGUCUGGGACGGGGGUCUGGGACUGGGGUCUGGGUCUGGGAAGGGGGUCUGGGAAGGGGGUCUGGGACGGGGGUCUGGGUCUGGGACGGGGGUCUGGGUCUGGGACGGGGGUCUGGGACGGGGAUCUGGGACUGGGGUCUGGGACUGGGGUCUGGGACGGGGGUCUGGGACGGGGGUCUGGGACUGGGGUGUGGGACUGGGGUCUGGGACUGGGGUGUGGGACUGGGGUCUGGGACUGGGGUCUGGGACGGGGGUCUGGGACUGGGGUCUGGGACGGGGGUCUGGGACGGGGGUCUGGGACGGGGGUCUGGGACGGGGGUCUGGGACGGGGGUCUGGGACUGGGGUCUGGGGUCUGGGACGGGGGUCUGGGACUGGGGUCUGGGACGUGGGACUGGGGUCUGGGACUGGGGUGUGGGACUGGGGUGUGGGACUGGGGUCUGGGUCUGGGGUCUGGGACUGGGGUCUGGGACUGGGGUCUGGGACUGGGGACUGGGGUCUGGGACUGGGGUCUGGGACGGGGGUCUGGGACUGGGGUGUGGGACUGGGGUGUGGGACUGGGGUCUGGGACUGGGGUCUGGAGCGUCACUCUGGCUGCACCUGGGUUUUGUAAUGUUGUGUUUGUUUAAGAUGUCGGGGGUGUGUGUGUGUGUGUGUGUGUGUGUGUGUGUGUGUGUGUGUGUGACCUCUUUUCACUGACCUACUGUAUUUGACCUCAGGGUGGGUACGCAGGCAACGCAGCAGGGUUCCGAAUCGCUUCUCUGCUCAAGCUGGCCGACACCAAAGCCAACAAGCCAGGCAUGAACCUCCUGCACUUCGUGGCCAUGGUAAGACCUGAUCUAGGAUCAGGUACCUUUUUGUGCAUAUAGCUGUAUUCAUUAUCAUCAAAAAUGCAAAACUGAUCCUACUGUAGAUCAGCACUCCUACCCUGAUGUAGUCAAAUAUACACCUUCCUAAUAUUGAGUUGCAUCCCCUUUUGCCCUCAGAACAGCCUCAAUUCGUCAGGGAAUCGACUCUGUACAAGGUGUCGAAAGCAUUCCACAGGGAUGCUGGCCCAUGUUGACUCUAAUGCUUCCCACAGUUGUGUCCAGUUGGCUGGAUGUCCUUUGGGUGGUGGACUAUUCUUGAUACACACAGGAAACUGUUGUGCGUGAAAAACCCAGAAGCAUUGCAGUUCUUGACACACUCAAAACGGUGCGCCUGGCACCUACUGCCAUACCCCGUUCAAAGGCACUUCAAUCUUCACCCUCUGAAUGGCACACAUACACAAUCAAAGUUUGUCUCAAGGCUUAAAAAUCCUUCUUUAACCUGUCUCCUCCCCUUCAUCUACACUGAUUGAAGUGGAUUUAACAGGUGACAUCAUAAGGGAUCGUAGGUUUCACCUGGAUUCACCUGGUCAGUCUGUCAUGGAAAGAGCAGGUGUUCGUAAUGUUUUGUACACUAUGUAAAUCACAUUUGCAGUGAAGAGGAGACCCUUGAAGUGCUUGACUUUAAUUGAUCUUUCAGUGAAGACUUAAGCUAUAGCAGUAAUAUGCCACACAUCUCAAGAAACUCUCUCUAGAUGCAGUUCAAAGACGACAGAAUUAAUCCCAGACUACUCUUUAUUGAAGACUAACAACCAUCUGACAGACUGCACAUUUAGUUUCCUUUGAAAAACUUGACACUUAUUUAGCAGAAUUGUUCAAUUGGCAUAGAUGAAAUGGGUCUUCAGAAUGUCUUUCAAACUAUGUGUUGGGUAUUUGUUGUAUUUGACCAACCAUUAAUUAUUACUUUCACAAUAACCAUAUCAACACACUGAAUCGUGACACAAUGCAAUGAUUCAGACAGAAUUAUGACGGCUCACUGUGUGAAACAAUAGCUGGAUCAGCGCCGUCUCUGUCUCCACAGGAAGCGGUGAAAAAGGACCAGAGUUUACUGUCGUUUCCCAGCCAACUAGGACAUGUCGGCCCCACAUCCAGGUCAGUAAGAGCCAAUAAUACAGACCCCCCCCAGUUUAGAAAUGCCCCCCUUCCUCAUAGGGAAUGGGCCACGUUCAGUUGCCAAACAUUGUCGAACGUUGCAGAUAGAAUUGCCAUGAAUAGAGCCAACAUGAUUCCUUGGUCUACGUGUCAGAGAGGCAUGUUUCUAUCCCAACGUUCCAAAACGUUGUCCUGCUGAAUGAGCCCCUGUUCUAAUAGUUUGAAAAUGUACCUUGGGGCGAGCCCAGAUCUUUGCGUGAUCUGCGCGUAAAGCAAGGUUUCCACUUCAUUGCUUUUAACCAGUCCAGCAGAUCUGUAAUUAAUUAAACAGAGGAAAGAAGGAAGGAAGCAAUCUGAAGUGUUUGAACGUGGCCCGUGGUGUUUUGUAUGCUUCGGGGGAGCAUAUGAGAUCCGCCCUAUAACAUCAAUACGCUCCAGCAGGCUGCUAACACACACAGACACUACGGCUGCUUUAAGACUAGUUUCAACAGGACUGUAUUGUGUUACAGUACUGGAGCUCUGUCCAGCUGUUAGUGAUAUAACUAUCACCUUUUUAAUAUGGCUCAUGACAACAUUUCUGUUUCAAUCCAAUAUCACGGCUCUGUUGGGGUUGUUGGGAUUGGUUAGCUAUGUAGGACACUUAGAUUGAGUCCCAAAUGGCACCCAAUACUUUUUGUCGAUGCACUAUAUAGGGAAUAGGGUGCCAUUUGGGACUACACCCUUUACUGUCAGUUACUCUGUGGGUAUCGGUGUUACUGUCCGUCAGUCAGGACCUAGUAAUGAGCGACAGCCUACUCCUGCUGGGGUAGAGCCAAAGGGGAAAUCUUGGACGUAUUAAGAUGUCUGUCAGAGGAAAAUAACAGCUUUAUCUAGGUCACAGCUUGGGAACCACCGCUUUGACUUAUAAUCUUAGUAACAGCAUCUUCUGAAACAAAGACUCCUUGUAUGUUUUACUUUGCAGCAUAGUCUCUCAUGGUUAAAAACACAUGGUUUUAUCCAGAGCUGUACAUUUACACAGUUUGGCCAACUUUUAGAACAGAUGCCGUCUAGUUGUUGGGUCACAGAAUCUCACUGUAAUCACUUUACUAUCAUCUAUAAAGGUGGACUCUGCGAAAUGACGUUGCCACGAGCAGCACCGGAGAAAUUGAGAUGAGCAAGAUGCAACACUUUGCUCACACACAGUAUCUGCGCAAGUGCACGGGUUCGCUUCAGCCUGUUCACAGUGUGAUAGCCAGGGAGAAGUUGAGCCUCGUGCUUUAACGCUCUUAGUUGUUACGGAAAUUGACCCCCUAUGCUGUUUACUUUCUGCAGCCACCUCAUAUCGCUGAGUCUACCUUUUUAAUGUCAUGUAAAGUAAUGCAUCUCUCGUCUCUGUCUUCCUAUAGGUUGUGUGAGGAGUCCGUAGUAGAGGAUCUCUCCAGGCUCCACAGCCGUGUGGCAUCCCUCAGGAUCAGUGUCCAGACGGAGGCAGACCUCCAGCAGCUCACACAGCCUUUCCUGGAGGUACGGAACUGAACUAGAUUCUAGAACAUGGAUUUAGAACAUUUUUACAUUUACAUUUUAGCCAUUUAGUAGACGCUCUUAUAUAUAAAAAAAUAUAUAUAUAUAUAUAUUAUUAAUUUUUUCAUACUGGCCCCCCGUGGGAAUCGAACCCACAACCCUGGCAUUGCAAGCGCCAUGCUCGACCAUCUGAGCUACACGGAAACUGAGCUAGAACAUGCUAAAUUCUUAAACACUGAUCUAUGGUAUCUAGUGAAGUGAGAAUUUAUGAACUCACAAAGAACAAAACUGAAACUCACACGGCUUUGGUUAACUCUGAGUCUCUUCCCUCCAUAUUCGUCCUCCUGAGUCAAAAUGCACAACAGUGAGUCUAAUCUUGCUCUCGCUCUCUCCAUCUCUAGGUGGCAGAGGAGCGUCUGAAGGAGGCGGAGGAUGAGGUGGAGGGGAUGAGGAUGUCCAGUCAGGCUCUGGUCGAAUUCUUCUGUGAGGAUGACAGCACCUUUAAACUGGAGGAGGCCUGCAGGGUCUUCCACUCCUUCUGCCUUCGCUUCCAAAGAGCUGUACAGGUGAGACCAACUGCUUUACAUCAAGCUGUACAGGUGAGACCAACUGCUUUACAUCAAGCUGUCUGCAUGGGUUCACCCUACAUGACCAAAGUCCACAUUUUGUCCAUAUUGAAAAAAUGUAUGAAAACUAAAAUGAGUUUUUUGGUCCUAAUUCAAGGUUGGGUUUAGGCUUGGGUUUAGGGUUGGGUUUAGGGUUGGGCUUGGGUUUAGGGUUGGGUUUAGGGUUGGGCUUAAAAUCUGAUUUUAAGAAGAGAAAUUGUAGAACUAGGUUGGGCUCCAUCUAGACACCGUUGCCCUAGAGCACACAAAAAAACUAUACAUACAGUUGAAGUCGGAAUUUUGCAUACACCUUAAACUCAGUUUUUCACAAUUCCUGACAUUUAAUCCUAGUAAAAAUUCCCUGUUUUAGGUCAGUUAGGAUCACCACUUUAUUUUAAGAAUGUGAAAUGUCAGAAUAAUAGUAGAGAGAAUUAUUUAUUUCAGCUUUUAUUUCUUUCAUCACAUUCCCAGUGGGUCAGAAGUUUACAUACACUCAACUAGUAUUUGGUAGCAUUGCCUUUAAAUUGUUUAACUUGGGUCAAACGUUUCGGGUAGCCUUCCACAAGCUUCCCACAAUAGGUUGGGUGAAUUUUGGCCCCUUCCUCCUGACAGAGCUGGUGUAACUGAGUCAGGUUUGUAGGCCUCCUUGCUUGCACACGCUUUUUCUGCUCACAAAUGUUCUAUAGGAUUGAGGUCAGGGCUUUGUGAUGGCCACUCCAAUACCUUGACUUUGUUGGAAGUAUGCUUGGGGUCAUUGUCCAUUUGGAAGACCCAUUUGCGACCAAGCUUUAACUUCCUGACUGAUGUCCUGAGAUGUUGCUUCAAUAUAUCUACAUCAUUUUCCUUCCUCAUGAUGCCAUCUAUUUUGUGAAGUGCACCAGUCCCUCCUGCAGCAAAGCACCCCCACAGCAUGAUGCUGCCACCCCGUGCUUCACAGUUGGGAUGGUGUUCUUCGGCUUGCAAGCAACCCCCUUUUUCCUCCAAACAUAACGAUGGUCAUUAUCGCCAAAGUUCUAUUUUUGUUUAAUCAGACCAGAGGACAUUUCUCCAAAAAGUAUGAUCUCCAAUUGACUCAAAUGAUGUCAAUUAGCCUAUCAGAAGCUUCUAAAGCCAUGACAUCAUUUUCUGGAAUUUUCCAUGCUGUUUAAAGGCCCAGCCAAUUUAGUGUAUGUAAACUUCUGACCCACUGGAAUUGUGAUACAGUGAAUUAUAAGUAAUCUGUCUGUAAACAAUUGUUGGAACAAUUACUUUGCACAAUGCACAAAGUAGAUGUCCUAACUGACUUGCCAAAACUAUAGUUUGUUAAAAAGAAAUUUGUGGAGUGGUUGAAAAACAAGUUUUAAUGACUCCAACCUAAGUGUGUGUAAACUUCCGACUUCACGUGUGUGUGUGUGUGUGUGUGUGUGUGUGUGUGUGUGUGUGUGUAAGGAGUUAUAGACAGAUGAGGAAAAAAAGAUUAUAUGAUAGAUACGUAGAUAGAUAUGAUAGAUACGUAGAUAGAUAUGAUAGAUACGUAGAUAGAUAUGAUAGAUACGUAGAUAGAUAUGAUAGAUACGUAGAUAGAUAUGAUAGAUACGUAGAUAGAUAUGAUAGAUAUGUAGAUAGAUAUGAUAGAUACGUAGAUAGAUAUGAUAGAUACGUAGAUAGAUACGUAGAUAGAUAUGAUAGAUACGUAGAUAGAUAGAUAGAUAUGAUAGAUAUGAUAGAUUAUAUGAUAGAUACGUAGAUAGAUAUGAUAGAUACGUAGAUAGAUAUGAUAGAUUAUAUGAUAGAUACGUAGAUAGAUACGUAGAUAGAUGCGUAGAUGCUUUGCUGAUAAAUGUAUGCUUUAUGUUUCUUAUUUUACCUGAAACUCCUUUAACUCAUCCUGUUCCCUCUCAGGAAAACGCAGAGCGGAAACAGAAGGAGCAGAAGCGGAUGGAGCGAGAGCGAGAGAUGGUGGAGAAGCGUCGCUCUGUGGCCGUGUGUACAGGGCUGGACCUGGGUGUGGUUCUGGGUCAGGUGUCUCCACCGGGCACCCAGGAGAACCAGGAUGACCUGGAAAGAACCCUUGAGAACCUGAGCCACACUUGGAGCCAGCGCAGCCUUAGAACCCAGGAGAACCGUAGGCUCUCCAACCACCUCCAGAACUACAACUCUCAUCUCCUCCAAAACAACUCCUCAUCCUCCCCUCCUCCUCAAACCUCCUCCACCCGCUUCCAGAACUACACUUCCCACCUAAUCCAGGACACCACCUCCGCUCCUCUUCAGACAUCCCCUGAUUUGGGUAGAAUCGCAUCACCCCAUCUCCACCUCAACAACUCCUCCAACCUCCGCAGUACCUCCAUCCACCCCCAGACCUCCCCAGGGCUACCCUGCCCCACCUACCCCAGCCAGGAGAGACCGUCCCUGGGGACAGAGACCAGGACAGAGCCCCUGGUCCAUCAGCACCAACCAGUCCUGGAGACAAAGAGACCACAUCAUGAGGGGACAACUCAGACUCAAGUCUCACAACCUCAACAUGAACUGACUUCUAAUGUCACUCAAACCCAGUGUGGACUUAGAUUCAAUGUCCCCCAAAACAGGCAGGACACUAUUGCCUAUGCCACACAAACCCAACAUGGAAUUGCUACUAACUUCAAUGAAAGCCGACUCACACCAAUGGCUCGAGUGACUAAAACUCACCAUGAACGGACAGUUGAUGCCAGCCUGGACCAGCGUGUACUGACCACUAAGUCUAUGGCCAGUCCUCAUAGACACUCCUCCACUACCACUACUGCCAUUCCCAGUGUGAGAAGAAAUACCAUUGGUCUUAGACACAGGUACGGCCUAGUGGGGACUGAGCCUACCCCCGUUUCUCAGGCGAAUGCCACAGACUCCUCAGUCAGAGACGCAGCGCAUCAAGACCCUGACCUCGCUCCUCUCACAGGGUCAACGGUCACUGAGGUGACUCAGCAGCCCUUUGAGAGCCAAUCAGAAUCAUCCAUGGCCACUGACCCCCCAGACGGUGUCCAAUCGCAGGAGGCUAAGGGAGCCAAGGAGACCACACAAGGAAGUGGUUUGGAGCUGAGGCCUGAGGGGGGAACAACCCAGCAGAGGGAAACAGAAUCUCCCUCUACACCAGUGGAACAGAGCUGGCUGCCUCCCAGCCUACCAGAGCUGAGCCCACAGCGGGCACAUCAAUGCCCAGAGGUCUCCAGUCCCUGACAGGGGAGAGGGAUCGGUCGUACCCACGUGUGGGCGAAACCCUGGAGUACCACACCCUGGUCCGAGGCCUGCGUUCUUACGACACCAUAUCCCCUCCUCCCACUCCCACCUCAACCACACCCCUCCCUAGAGCCCCACCCAGCCUCUGUUCCAAGUGGAGGAAAGAGAGGCAGGCAGAGACUCCAGGGGCUGGUGCCGGGCUUCCAAUGGGGAAAGAGGACUCUCGGAGCGGGGGGAACACUCCUGUUGUCCGAGGAGGGGCUAAGAGGGGCUUGGUACCUCGUGCAGGUCAACCGAACAAUACAGGCAUCCAUAGGGUGCGUUUUAUUUCCAAACCAGAGACACCCACUGGCCCCGUCCCAAAUCCUAAUUUACAGACUACACCACGUUCCACUUGUCUGGCGUCCCCAUCCAUACGCAGCGCCUCCAUACGCUCCUCCCCCAUCACACGUCCUACUACUACCCAGACAGAGGUGAAGCGGAGCAGUAGCUCCAGGAGUGAGAGGAUCCAGGCUGGGGGUGAGAACCAGCAGCAGGCCCCAGGGAAACCCACCUUGACCCGCCAGGCAUCAGAGAGAGCUGGGCUGGGGCUUGGACCAGAGAGGGAAAGGACUUCUAGCACCAGCACCACUAGUAGUACAGCUAGCAGCCAGCCAGCCUUUGUCAGAGGCUCCCCUCUCAGGGUGACCAAACGUCUCGCCCCCACCGCCAACUCUGAGACCCAACACCCCUCUCAACCCCGCUCCCCACACAGCUCCUCCUCUGCUACGGCUAAAGCCAUCCGUACAGCUGUUAUAGCUGCGGCCAGGACUAAAACAACCAAGACGAGCCCCGGCACAGAGCCCUCUAGAGCUGCUGUCUCUGCCUGCAAAACCCCCACAGCAACACGGAUACCUGGACCUAAAAUGGCCCGUCCUGCCUCCUCGCCCAUGUGGAAGUGA